Messenger RNA from Diaporthe batatas, 1634 nucleotides. RefSeq lists its product as uncharacterized. The transcript has 4 exons. NCBI's taxonomy places the organism in Eukaryota, Fungi, Ascomycota, Sordariomycetes, Diaporthales, Diaporthaceae. The record is from RefSeq and is a predicted model, not a curated record. Bases 162 to 1208 code for a protein of 348 amino acids. Gene Ontology annotation, cellular component: membrane.
GAGCAGCUCGCCUUUCCGCCUGCCCACGAUCUCCACCAGCGUUAGAACUCCCCAUAGACAUUUCCGCUCAGCGCACUUAUUGGUGACUGUUCACGAUAUACGCUGGACCUCUCAUAAGAAGAACCAGUUCAGUCCUUACCUUUUCGAUCAAUCGGCUCAGUAUGGCAGUGCCGGCUCUGCUCACCUUUCCGGACACGGUCGACUGGGCAAAGACGGUGGAACCGUACAUCCCUCAACUCUACGAGCUACCCUCCAAGCUUCUGGAUGCCUUGCAGUCUCGACAGAGUAUUAGCGACCUCUAUCUACAAACAAAUCCACUUAUUUCCGGCCUCGGCAUAUCCAUCGUGCUUGGGGCCAUCUUCCUGGUUGUCGCCGAAGUCAACAAGAAUUACUCCCAGGUCGACCGGUGCUGGAGCAUCCUGCCGACUUUCUACAUCGCCCACUUCGAUCUUUGGGCUCGGCUGUCUGGAAUUGACAGUCAGAGGAUAGAUGCUAUUCUUUUAUUUAGCACCUUGUGGAGUAUCCGCCUGACUUUCAACUAUUGGCGCAAAGGAGGCUAUCAGAUUGGUUCAGAGGACUAUAGAUGGGAGAUCAUCCAGAGCAAGGUCCCAUGGUGGGCCUUCACGCUGCUGAACAUAACUUUCAUUUCCUUCAUCCAAAGCGUACUACUAUUCUCACUGGCAGCACCUACGUACCCGAUCUUGUUGAGCAUCCAGUUCCAGCCCGGUCUAACGGCGACCGACAUUGCCUUUUUGAUCUUCCAAGUCGGGCUCAUCACAACCGAGUGGUUCGCAGAUCAGCAACAAUGGGAUUUCCAGAAUGCCAAGAGGGAGUACCAGGCGACCGGCAAGGUGGCACCGGGCUUCGCGGAGCAAGACCUGCAGCGAGGCUUCAUCACCUCUGGCCUCUGGGCGUGGAGCAGGCACCCCAACUUUGCGGUUGAGCAGAGUGUCUGGCUCACCCUGGGGGUCUGGAGCAUUGUCACGGCCGAGGUGCAAUAUGCUUGGACUUUGGUCCCCGGAUUCAGCCUUGUCCUACUCUUCCAGGGGUCAACCUGGCUCACCGAGCUCAUCACAGCUGGGAAAUAUUCCGAGUAUAAAGAAUACCAGAAGCAGGUUGGCAUGUUUGCGCCCAAUCUUCUUGGAUUUGGCCCCUACAGGCCGCCCCAAUCUCAGACAGAGGCUUUGAAGGAGAAGAAGCAGAAAUAGAUGCGCGCUUAAGGAUGCGGUAUCAUUCUCGACGACAGGAUAUAAAUGUCGACAGUCUGAGUCGACGAGGACAAGAAUGGAGAUGUUGGCAGCAACAGCACAGGUGAUGGUAAUCAGAUGAGGUCGAUGGAUUGGAUCCCUCUUGCUCCUUUGAUGCAGAUGGCAUGUACAUGUCCCAAAAGACACAAGACAUCCCAUCAGCUUUCCUAGGAGUGCAAACCCGAGCUAGAGAACGGCUUACACGUUUCAAUCUUGGAACUAAGUCGUUGCAUGCAGUUUAAGGCGCGGUGCUGGUAUGACUUGACACAGGAUAGUUGAAAUGCUGUCUCGCAUCAUGACUUCCUGCAGUAAUUAUGUGUCUUGGAUAGCCCACAUCAUGCAGAUAUUCGCCCCCAGUGUAUGCUAUGCCCUGCAGGGCGCAGACCC